Messenger RNA from Rhizophagus irregularis DAOM 181602=DAOM 197198, 1813 nucleotides. RefSeq lists its product as uncharacterized. NCBI's taxonomy places the organism in Eukaryota, Fungi, Glomeromycota, Glomeromycetes, Glomerales, Glomeraceae. The record is from RefSeq and is a predicted model, not a curated record.
AUGGAAAAAUUGAAAUUACCAAAUAAUUUUAUUUCAAUUAUUUGUGAUUUAUUCUUAGAACGAAAAAAUCAAGUUUUUACCGCAAUUGAAAGUCAUGGUUACGAAAUUACUGCAAAAUAUAAAAAAGAUAUUUAUUCUGAUUAUAUUAAAGAAUCAAUUAUAUUUCCAGAAAAGGCGUAUAUAGAUAAUACCACGUUAUUGGCAAAAGAUCAACUUCAGCUGGAAACAAUACAAUCAUUUAAUUAUUCGAAUAGUUUAAUGAUUAGAUUUGGAUCAGAAUACAUUAAUAUUAAACCUAAAGCUCCUACUAAAUCAGAAGUUAAAAAGUUGAUCGAUAAUAUUAAACAUAAGAGGAUUUCUGAUAAACAAUUGCAAUAUGUAUUCAACGCUCUUAUUAUCCCUACAAUUGAGUAUCGUGCUCAACGGAUGCCAACAGCAAUAAUUAAUCAUAAUUUGAUUUAUAAUAUAAAAGAUAUAGCAGAUAAUCAAUUACAAGCAAAAAAUAAUAUAGUAUCAGUAUUUCCAUUUGAUAAUAAUUUUUAUAAAAAAUUAUUUUAUAGUAAAAGAAAAUAUGAUAAUUGGAUCUUAGAAAACAUCAAAAUAUUAAAAUAUAACAAUAUAGAUAUUUCCGUUAAUAAUAAAUUAAGUAUAGAAAAAUAUAAGAUAACUGGAGGUAAUGUACCAGUAAGAAAUAUUUUAAGAACAGAAAAAUUUUUUAAUAAUAUUCAUAAGAUUAAAAAAGAUGGAGUUAUGUUUUUAGAUCAGUUAAUAGGAAUUUCUAAUUCGUAUUUGAUUAAUUGGUGUAUUUUAAAACUGAAAUCCUUUAGAGAAGACACACGUAAUUAUAUUAAACCCAAAAAGUGGUAUAGAGAAUUACAAAAUAUUGUUACAAUUGAUGGAAAAACCCUUAAACCUGAAUAUAAAAUGUCAGCUGUUUCUCAUUUUAAGGGGUAUAAUAUGGCUCAAUGUGAAAUAGAUAGAAAUAAUCUUCCUAAAAAAUUAACAUUUAUUGGAAUUUGGAACAACAGAAAUAAUAAUAUUGAAAUAGGUGUUUUAAUAAAAAAAUCUGGAAUUGAUGGACAAAAUAAUUUAAUAAUAGGACAUUUGAAUGUUAUUAAUAAUGUGGAUUUUAGAUCCUCAGUUAUUCAAUUACAGAAAUGUUCAGGAUGUGAAUUAGACAAUCUAGAACAAUCAAGCAAAAAAAAUUACAAUUGUAACAUUUUAAUUAAUGCCAACGAUAGUUUAAUUAUUGGUAUCCAAUCCAAUAGUGUAUAUCAUAGACAAUUACUCGAAGGUCCAACUAGAAAAUUUGAAAUUUACACUGAUGGUUCAGUUCAAAUUUCUUAUUUCCCAUCAUCAAAUAAAGCAGAGUUGUUAGCAGUCAUUUUAGCGUUGAUUGUUUUACCAAGUAAUAGUGAAGUCACUAUUUAUACUGAUUCGAAUAAUGUUAUUACAGGAUAUUAUGAUAUUAUAGACAGAAAUAAUUUUAUUAUUUUGCCAAGGAAAUUUUUUAAGAUUAAAAAGAAUAAUAUUUACUGGAAUAUUCUUCGAGAAAUUAUUGUUACAAAUAAUCUUACUUUAGAUUUCAUUAAAGUUAAAGGACAUAGUGAUGAUUAUUUUAAUAAUUACAUAGAUGAGUUUAUUACUCAUACUGACGAAUUAUCAAAUUUAAUUUUUAAGCCAAAUAAUCUGAAUAAUUUAGACUAUAUUCUACGAUAGAAUCUAUACUAUAUAAUAAUUGUUUUUGUGUAUAACCGUAACAUUUAGACUACCUUGUAUAAAUAAAUUUGAAUUGCGUAAUAUCGCUCCUAUU